Drosophila sulfurigaster albostrigata is the source of this 1976-nucleotide messenger RNA. It is a transcript of the gene Mlp84B, whose product is annotated as muscle LIM protein Mlp84B. Gene Ontology annotation, biological process: muscle tissue development; sarcomere organization. The record is from RefSeq and is a predicted model, not a curated record. Gene Ontology annotation, cellular component: nucleus; cytoplasm; Z disc. Gene Ontology annotation, molecular function: structural constituent of muscle; actinin binding. Lineage: Eukaryota; Metazoa; Arthropoda; Insecta; Diptera; Drosophilidae.
GCACUCACAAUUCUAUAGAUUAGUUUGCGUUGAGCAAUCUUCCAGUUCAGUACUCGGUCUCUGUCGUGUGCGGUGUUGUGUAUGGGAUAGAUAAUAAGCAUAAUAUACCACAUAGAUACAGAUACAAAUAGUCGCGGUUAAAGCUCAAUUUGUUGCCAUCCAAAAGAAACAAAAAGGAUUACGAUAUAUACAAAUAAAUAUUCAUACACAAUCAUUAGAAAAAGCAAAAAUAUAACAGAAUGCCACUGCAAGUGAUUGAAUCCCCAAAAUGCCCGCGUUGCAGCAAGAGUGUAUACGCCGCCGAGGAGCGUCUCGCCGGCGGUUAUUCAUUCCACAAGAAUUGCUUCAGGUGCUCCAUGUGCAACAAAUCCUUGGACUCCACCAACUGCACCGAGCACGAACGUGAGCUGUACUGCAAGGUCUGCCAUGGCCGCAAAUACGGACCCAAGGGCUACGGCUUUGGCACCGGCGCCGGCACACUCUCCAUGGACAACGGUGCACAGUUCCAGAACGGUGGCGAUGCGGUGAGGAAUGGAGCUCGCAUGGAGCCACGUGCCAUUGCCCGGGCACCCGAUGGCGAGGGUUGUCCUCGUUGCGGUGGCUUCGUCUAUGCAGCCGAACAGAUGUUGGCCCGUGGUCGCAGCUGGCACAAGGAGUGCUUCAAGUGCGGCACCUGCAAGAAGGGUCUCGACUCGAUCCUGUGCUGCGAGGCACCCGACAAGAACAUCUACUGCAAGGGCUGCUAUGCCAAGCAGUUCGGACCCAAGGGCUAUGGCUACGGUCAGGGCGGUGGCGCUCUGCAAUCCGAUUGCUAUGCCAACGAUGAGGGUGCCCCGCAAAUGCGCGCAGCCAUCGAGGUCGAUAGGAUUCGUGCUCGUCCAGGUGAGGGUUGCCCCCGUUGCGGUGGCGCCGUCUUCGCUGCCGAGCAGAAGCUGUCGAAGGGUCGCGAGUGGCACAAGAAGUGCUUCAAUUGCAAAGACUGCCACAAGACGCUCGACUCGAUCAAUGCCAGCGAUGGUCCCGAUGGCGAUGUCUACUGCCGCACUUGCUACGGCAAGAAGUGGGGACCUCAUGGCUAUGGCUUUGCCUGUGGCUCCGGUUUCCUGCAGACCGAUGGCCUGACCGAGGAUCAGAUCAGCGCCAGUCGUCCCUUCAUCAACCCGGACACCACCUCGAUCAAGGCUCCCGAGGGUGAGGGUUGCCCCCGUUGCGGUGGCGCUGUGUUUGCUGCCGAACAGCAGCUGUCCAAGGGCAAGAUGUGGCACAAGAAGUGCUACAACUGCACUGAUUGCCACCGCCCCCUGGACUCGGUGCUGGCCUGCGAUGGCCCCGAUGGCGACAUCUACUGCAAGGCCUGCUACGGCAAGCGCUAUGGACCCAAGGGCUUUGGCUACGGUCAUGCCCCCACAUUGGUCUCCACCAGCGGUGAAUCGACCAUUCAAUUCCCCGACGGUCGUCCACUGAACGGACAGCGCACCUCGGGCGGUUGCCCUCGCUGUGGUUUCGCCGUCUUUGCCGCCGAACAGAUGAUCAGCAAGAGCCGCAUCUGGCACAAGCGUUGCUUCUACUGCUCCGAUUGCCGCAAGUCUCUGGACUCGACGAAUCUCAACGAUGGACCCGAUGGCGAUAUCUAUUGCAGAUCCUGCUAUAGCCGCAAUUUCGGACCUAAGGGUGUGGGCUACGGAUUGGGCGCGGGCGCUUUGACAACGUUCUAAAAUGCGAAUGCAACGAAUGCAUCAGCAGCAACAAUGCGAAUUUAAUUUAAUUAAAUUUAUCAAUAAUAUCCGUAAUGAAGAGAGGGCAACAGUAGCAAUUGUUCCAAUACAUUUUGUUAAAAUCUAUCCCAGAAACUAAUCUAUCUUAUUCACAACACUAGCUAACUUAGUAGUCUUCGGUUUCGGUUUUUCCAACGAUUUUUUGAUGAACGAAAUGUCUUAGGUUAUGUGAGAUAAUAAGCUUUAUGAACAAAAAAACAA